CACCAAACUGGGGCACACUGGAAUGUCUGGCUGUCUUCAACAUCAUGCCUGGGCUGAAGGGAAUCAUGGGUCCCUGUUCAGACCCUCUGUCCACCUAAGUCUACCAUGCUGGCAUUUCUGUUGUAUCCACUCCAUAUACCCAUGGGACAGACACAUAGGUGGUCAACCAGAAGCUCAAAUGGGAAGCAAGCUACAAUUAUUGCAGUCGGGAGCAGCAGCUAGAUCAGUCCUCCUUCCCUCUCCAUCCCCCUUGCCCUGGCGCCUGUGAAACGGAGCAUCCCCAUGGCAACAGAGGCAGCUGGUCCCUUGAUAAGAGGAGCUGGAGCCGGGCUGCAGCCACUGCUGCAGAGAAGCCGGCCCAGCUUCAGGGAGGAGGCUUGCCCUCCCCAUCUCUCGCCUUAUCCCGGCACCUGCACUGAUUGUGCUGGGGAAGAAAUACCUCCUUCGAUGAUGUCCACUGAGCAAAUGCAGCCAUUGGAGCUCUCAGAAGACAGACUGGACAAGCUAGACCCUCAUUGUGACCCCUUAGGUGUGCUUUCAGAACAUUUAAUUAAAAGCUACGACAUUCAAGAGAUACACCCAAAGGGCAAAAUGAGUCCAGCUCUUCAUAACUCUGACCUGGACCAGAAAAAACCAAGGAGAAAAGACACACCUGCCCUGCACGUGUCCCCCUUUGCAGCAGGUGUGACACUGCUCAGGGAUGAAGGACCCAAGGUGAUCAUGGAAGAUGACGAAAAGGAUGGUGACAAGAUAGCUAUUUAAAGAGAGUUCCCCUGAGACCACCUGUAAAUAGGUUAGAUUGGUUCCCUGUGGUGACCUAGAAAAAAAAUAGACUUGCUUCUGCUC
This is a messenger RNA of Canis lupus familiaris (dog), 846 nucleotides long. It is a transcript of the gene PPP1R17, whose product is annotated as protein phosphatase 1 regulatory subunit 17. The record is from RefSeq and is a predicted model, not a curated record. Gene Ontology annotation, molecular function: protein phosphatase inhibitor activity. NCBI's taxonomy places the organism in Eukaryota, Metazoa, Chordata, Mammalia, Carnivora, Canidae. The transcript has 5 exons. The coding region runs from base 283 to 762 and encodes 159 amino acids. Gene Ontology annotation, biological process: regulation of phosphatase activity.